AUGUCGUCCAAAGGAAUACAGAAAAAGAAUAAAGCAUCUGAUGCCACAAAGAAACUAGCUGAAAAGAUCAAAAAACAGGCUUUGCUCAAACAAAAACAAUUACAAGAGUCCAAAGAAUCAUCGCAGCAAGAGGAUGGUGCUAAAGAAGAAACUUCAGCCCCAACCGAAACCACUAUCGAUCCCGACGCUGAACUCAAGUUCAAUACAUUUGCUGAACUAAAUCUUGUUCCAGACUUGCUCGAAGCCAUUCAGCAAAUGAAGUUCACCAAGCCUACUCCAAUCCAAUCUGAAGCAAUACCUCAUGCACUUGAAGGUAAAGACAUCAUUGGGUUGGCAGUAACUGGUUCAGGUAAAACUGCAGCAUUUGCAAUUCCAAUCUUGCAAGCACUCUGGCAUGCACAAACUCCCUAUUUUGGACUAGUUCUUGCUCCUACUAGAGAAUUAGCGUUUCAAAUCAAAGAUACAUUUGAUGCUCUUGGUGCCACGAUGGGUCUAAGAUCGGUGUGUAUUGUUGGUGGAAUGGAUAUGAUGGAUCAGGCAAGGGACUUGAUGAGGAAGCCUCACAUAGUUGUUGCAACUCCAGGAAGAAUCAUGGAUCAUUUGGAACAUACCAAGGGUUUCAGUUUAAAGAAUUUAAAGUAUCUUGUUAUGGAUGAAGCUGAUCGAUUGUUGGAUAUGGAUUUUGGACCAGCGUUGGAUAAGAUAUUGAAGGUGAUACCUCCAAAGCGUACCACUUAUUUGUUUUCAGCAACCAUGACAAACAAGAUUGAAAAGCUACAAAGAGCCAGUUUGCAUAACCCCGUGAGAGUUGCCGUUUCGACAAAAUACCAAACUGCUGACAAUUUAGUACAAUCAAUGAUGUUGGUCAAUGAUGGGUACAAGAAUACAAUUUUGAUUCAUUUGUUGAAUGAGUUUAUGGGCAAAUCGAUUAUCGUGUUUACAAGAACCGUGGCACACGCACAAAGAACGGCGUUGUUGGCUCGAAUAUUGGGGUUCAAUGCUGUUCCCUUACAUGGUCAACUAUCACAAGCACAAAGAUUGGGUUCUUUAAACAAGUUCAAGUCCUCAAAGGCCAACAUUUUGGUUGCUACGGAUGUCGCCGCUAGAGGUUUGGAUAUACCACUGGUUGAUGUGGUGAUCAAUUAUGACAUACCAACGGAUUCGAAAGCAUAUAUCCACAGAGUAGGAAGAACCGCCAGGGCAGGUAGAUCAGGUAAGUCCAUUUCCUUAAUCACGCAAUAUGACUUGGAGAUGUACUUGCGAAUUGAAAAUGCAUUGGGAAAGAAACUUCCCAAAGAGGAAAAGCCUUCCAAGGAAGUUCUUGAUGCGUUGCACAUUCAUGUGGACAAGGCUACAGCAGAGGCUAUUAGACAGACUAAGGAAAUACACGACAAGAGAGGUAAAAGGAAAAGAGAUGACGAUCGUGAGGAGAAGUGA
This is a messenger RNA of Lodderomyces theae, 1437 nucleotides long. RefSeq names its product RNA-dependent ATPase. Gene Ontology annotation, molecular function: nucleic acid binding; ATP binding; RNA helicase activity. NCBI's taxonomy places the organism in Eukaryota, Fungi, Ascomycota, Pichiomycetes, Serinales, Debaryomycetaceae. The transcript has a single exon. The record is from RefSeq and is a predicted model, not a curated record. The coding region runs from base 1 to 1437 and encodes 478 amino acids.